Molecule: messenger RNA, 6954 nt
Organism: Paramuricea clavata
Lineage: Eukaryota; Metazoa; Cnidaria; Anthozoa; Malacalcyonacea; Plexauridae
Source: the annotation of a GenBank genome assembly
CAGGCACACAAACUAAAAGUUUGUUUAUGUUUGGCGAAACUCCAAAUUAUCAGUAAAUGAUCGUCUUUGUCAAAAAUUUUCUUUCGAAACAAACAAUGUUCAUCCCAAUAUUUGGUGGUUAUUUUUGUUUAUCUUGGUUCUUUUUACGAUUCCCACAGCUCCUUCAUCGCAAAAAAGAAAGAAAAUUUAAAUGCCGGCACAUCAGUCAUCGAGGAGGUAUUUCAAAAUGUGAAUUGUCAAAAAUGUUGUGAUUACUUAUUUAUAAAUUUUAAGUUUAUGAUGUUUAUCUAAAUUGUAUAGGUGAAAGCCAUUGUAAAAAAUUAAAUACAUGUUGAAGCUUGGUUAACUGGAAAUAUUUCAACUUAAAUAUAAACUUGAUAUAAACCAAAUUUGACAUGUAAUAAUUAUCUUGAUAAAUGUCAAAUAUCAAUUAGAGAUGAGUUUUCCCUAUGUGUGCUAGCCAAUCAAAGUACAUAAUGCGUAAUUAAUAGAAUAUGUUUAUUGAUGCUAUAAACUUUGCCAAUAAACUUACUAAAUGUCUUACGCAGUAAAUAUAUGUACAUAUAUUUUAGGAAUUUUUCUUUUCAAGAAAAAAGGAAAUUGGUUACCAAAAAUUACAUAACAGAUGAUCUUAUUAAAACUAAAUGAAGCUACACCACAUAGACUUUCAAAACUUGUCAUGUACAUGCUAUUGCCGUCUUUUUUAUGUCCUUGAUGCAAUUUCAGUUUAACCGUUUAAGUGGCAUUGUGCCCUAAUGUGUCCUAUUUUGUUAUUUUAUUCUGUCUAACGCCAGACGAUUUUACUUGUCAAGGGGAAGAUGCCGGCACUCAACAGGUUAAAAAAUAAUUGUCUCUUCCAUAUUUCACCAUUUCAAAUUUACUGCAACAAGAGCCCAUACUAUAUGCCUUUGCCUGCUAAUUAUGAACAAAUAAUUAGAAUGCAUGCCUGUACAAGUUCCAGGAAAGUUAAUUGAUUAAAUUCAUUUGAAGGUGCUGGUGAAAAUAUAGAAAAUACAAUGACGGCAUAUCAUCAGUAAGUCAGAUAAAACUUUUUAAGAAGAAAAGACUGUUAGAUGUAACAUUACUGCCAAAAUUCUGAUAAAUUUUCAUAUUUCAGUGCGGUACAGAAAGGAACAGAAAUGUUGGAACUAGAUGUUCACCUAACAAAAGAUGGCCAGGUUUAUCUACAAUUAUAAUUAACACAAGAACAUUCAUCAUUAGCACACUCUUAAUUACAGUGCAGGCAUUACAGUAUGUACUAUGAUUAAAUUUACCAUGAUAUGUUAUUAUACAAAUAAUGAAUGUUUAUGAGUGCAAUGGUAAGAAUAUUUUCAUGAGGUGAAAGAUGGAAUGUUCCAUUCAACGAGGCGACAGCCGAGUUGAAUGGAACAUUCCAUCUUUCACCGCACAAAAAAAUUCAUUAUUUGUUUUAUAUAAUACCAAAAUAGACUAAUAGAUUCGUAUGAGAAGCAUUUUGAGUGAUGCGAUUUAUUGAAAACACAAAGAGUGCAAUUGUACUAUACGUUUUAUUCCAUUGCACUCGCAGAGAGUGCAAUGGAACAUAUGUUCCAUUGCACUCUUGGGAAAUGGAAUUUUCUAUUCAAUAUCAUGUGACCAUAAACGGCCAAUUAAACGACUAGAAUUCAAUAAGGUAUUAUAUAAAGUAUACUUGAAACCAAACAAGUAAUCCAGGUGAUCUCGUGCUCAUAUUUUAGCCAAUCAGCGCUCAGAAAGGGCUGUCCGAAUAGAAAUCCAUUUUGAUGUAUUCCGUCAAUUAUAUCUUUCGUUAUUCUUGAUGAAACUAGUUGAAAUUUUGUAAUUAUGUUUGGCUAUGAGAACUAUAGCUCUGACAAAAAUAUGGAAUCGAAAUAAAGUAUAUUACAGGAGAUAUUCAGUUGUUUUAAUCAUAAAAUGGAUUUCUAUUUGACAACUAGUGCCAGUACUUUUCCGCAUAUCAAGAUCAUCUGGAUUAUUAGACAAAUUUACCAAUAGAACAAAUUCUCAAUAACCUAGUUGGUCUUAUUGUUUUUUUUGGUACAGGUGGUGGUUACCCAUGAUAAUGACCUUGGCAGAAUAUGUGGUGUCAAACAAAAAAUUUGUGAAACCAAUUAUGAGGUAUUCAUUAUAACAGUAAUUACCACAAUGUACCACAUUAAGUUGCACCCAUGGCACUCUCCCAUAUAUCUAUACUUUAUCUAUUCAAUAUGUUCAACAGCUUUACUACUUAAUUACUCAUCAAAAAGUUAAUAUAUCUUCUAACUUUCAGGAUCUUCCAACUUUGUUGCCCGUGUUGGAUGUCACAUUCAAUCCAGGUAUGUUCAAUCCAUUAAGCUGCAAGAACUCAGUGGUGGAUCCAGCAAAGUUUUUUGUGUGGGGGUGCUAACCAAUGGCGAAACGAGCGCCGAAGGCACGAGAUUUCUAGGAAUACUCCCCCGGAAAAUUUUUAAAAUUUGGGUCUCUGAAAUGGCAUUUCCAGCAUUCUGAGAAAACAUUCUGGAAAAUUUUUAGAUUCUCAAAACAUUUCAAAAUUCAGAAUAUUUAAUAUUGGCUAUUAAUUCCGCUAUUGUCAACUAGUGAUACGCAAAGUUCUGAAUUCCUUAAUUUAACAUAAGUUGGUUAGAAUUAGGAUAAACGUCAGUUUUGCACCACCCCCCAUGCACCCCUGUUGACCAGGGCCUGGGGGGGGGGCACCCCCCUAAAUCCACCACUGCAAGAACUUGUGCCGGUAGAGCCGGAGUUCCUUGCUAGCACUGAUUACACACAGACAUAUGACUAACUUAUUGUCAGUGAUAAAUGGUAAUACUCAGUGAGUAACCUUCUCAAUUACUCAAAGGUAAGCUUUACAUGAUUUUAAUUGCAUGCUCAAUAGAUCAAGAUAUAUGUAUUUAGUUCAUAUACUAUUUCAUAGGUAAACAUGCUGUGGCAAAGAAUGGCAAUGAAAAGAUUCCACUACUUGAGUCAGUUUUCAGAGCAUUUCCAGAACAUCCAAUAAAUGUCGAUAUUAAAGAUGACAAUGAUGAACUCAUUGAAAAGGUGCAAAAAAUAAAAAUUUCAAUAAUUCUGCAAUUUGAAUACUUGAUUGGGGAUGGGAACCUAAAGCCUGGUUCACAUUGUCUAGCAAUUCUGUCGGCAAUUUUGUCUUUCUGACAGGCCUUAAAACAUAGUGUGUAUUAUUUGUUUUGCUAAAGGUACACCAGCUAAUAGUCGACUAUAACAGGAAAGAUAUGACAGUCUGGGGCACUUUUAAUGAUGAAAUUAACAGCAAACUUUACAAGAAGGUAAAAGAAGAAAUUACAGGUUAAGCAUGCAAGCUAGGUCAUACCUAAAUUUAUAUCAUUUUGUAACUAAAAUUUUGUUCUAUAGGACCCAGAAAUUCCAACAUUAUUUGGUAUAUGGCGCUGUGUCUCACUAGUAGCAAUGUACUACCUCGGCAUCCUACCAUUUGUUCCUUUAAAAGAGGGUUUUUUAGAGAUUUUAUUGCCAUCCACAUUACUCAAGUAAGUAAAGCAUGAUGAUCGAUGAAUUUUAUUAAUACUAAGGCCAGGGUCAAACGUCAAACUUUUUAUGCACCAAACCUAAUGUUAAUGAGCUAAGUUCUUUGUUUCACUUCAUUUGCAUUAGGUUUGGCAUAUGAAAAGUUCGACGUUUGCCCCUGGCCUAACAUAUUACAAACAUUUAGAGUUUGUGUAGAUUGCUGGCUUUACCUUUUGUUUUUGUGACAUUAAAUUAAGUAUCAGGAAAAACCGUGGCAGCAUAAUGGUCUUUCUUCUUUCAAUCUGGCAGGCUGAAGGAAAAGAAAUAUAUGCAGUGUAAAAUCUUGUGACUGGCACUCAGAGAUCCCAAGGAUUAAGUGCUAAGUUUCAAGGCACUAAAUGAAUGUGUAUAAUAUAAAAAUUGUGCAAUAUAACCCAUUAUUACAAGUAUAAAGCUGCACUGCACCUUAUUAGGCAGUAAUAUUUCAUACUUUGAUAUCGACUCUUUCUAGUACCAGACAGUUUAAAGUGUUGCAUAUUAUUGGCCUACUCGGUUAUAAGUACAUUUUUUAUCGUUAAUUCAAAAUAUUUUGCAGGCGAGAUCUGACGAAUAAGCAGAGAAUGAUAGUGAGAGUUGUGGACUGGUAAGUUGAUUUUUACAUACCAGACUUUAUAGUUAAGAUUGAUCUUGGCAUAACCAGUCUGGCUGCACAUACUCUGCUUUGCAGACAUCCUUAUAUAGCCAGGGACACCAAGGCGAGGGCACAGGGGGGCAAUAUUGACAUAAGGGCAAUCAUUAAUUAAUAUUCUGUUUCCGAAAAAGUUUUCCGGAACCUUAAUUCACCAAAACAAGGGCAAAAAAUUUUUUAAAGUUAACCUAAUUUUUUACACAAUAUAUUCCAGAAAAUUUCACCUAUAUUUCAAUAUUACGUCCAUGCAUUUCACCCAUAAUUCAUACUUUUUAAUCGUUGUACCUCAUAUUUUUUUUAGUUAGAAUUUUCAUCUAAGGGCACGUUCACCCCUCUUACUAAAGGCAAGGGGGUGAUGCCCCCUGCCCAAGACAAGGGGGUGAUGCCCCUGCCAUCACCCAAGGGGGUGAUGCCCCUUUCCGGCAUCCCUGCUUAUAGCUACAGUGUAUGCUGCUCACGUUUACUCUGUCAAUGACAAUGUCAUACUGGAAAUAAAGUAUUAUAAGACUAGGUCAACAGUAAUUUCUUGUUCCAUUAGGUUCCUUAUGAGUCCUUCGUUGAUUAAACAUCUGGAAAGAAGAGGAAUACAGGUAUUUAAAGUCUAAAAGUUCAAGAAUUCUUACCCAAUUCACAAGUAUAUUACAUCAACUGCUUUUAAUUAUUUUUAAACUUUUUUCUUUAGACAUACCUCUGGGUUUUAAAUGAAGACGAAGAGUUCACAAGAGCUUUUGAAUAUCUUGGCGUUGCAGGCGUGAUGACGGACUAUCCUAGUAAACUCACAGAAUACUUGGAAAGAAAUACAAAUGACAAAAAUAAUUAGAACGUAAUUAAAACUCGAUAUUAAAUUAUUAAUGCUACGGCGUAAAUUGGUUCAUUGUAAAUUCACAUUCAUUAUUUUAUUAUUAAAGACUUUUAUUGAAUUAUACCUAUGUAUUAUAUAAGUUCUUUUUAUCUUAUAUUAACUUAUUAUAGAUGGGAAUUUCAAAUGUAAAUUUUAUACAUUUUAGACCUACUGUAACUAGGAGCAGUUGAAAAAUGCAACUAUACUACUAUAGGCCCUGAUGUUGGUAAAAGUGCUGCACCAGAAUUGCAGGGCAGCAGCAAGCAGGGUUUAAAAAUUGAUUCCUGCCAGAAGAGCUAGUACAUGUUGCAUUUUUCGGAACCGUUCCUGGCAAGCCUGAAAAUAAGUGUCCGGUCACGGUCAUUGACCUCUACAAAUACAUAAUUUCUAGUGUUUUAAUUGACAGGCACAAGUUUGCAUUAUUCAGAAACUUAUGUGAUUAUUUCUAUAUAUUAGCAAAAUAUUAAUUCAACAGGAUUAAAAUGCAAGGUUAGCAAAAACUGUUCUAAAUACCAUUGAAUGUAUGUAACCACUGCAUAUUUGAUUGACAGGUAUGUUUUUUUUUCAUGACAGGCACAUAUGCAUUGGUGCUGGUCAUUUUGACAGGCAGGCCUUAAAAAAUUAUUUCCAGGCUUGGUUCCUGGUAGCCUCCUCCGCAGGCAACUCUUAAAACACAUGAGGGAUAGUCAGGGAUAGUUGAUUUGAUAGUUACAUUAUAUUGUCACUUGGAUUAUCCAUCUUAUAUACCAUAUAAUAAAACUAGACAAUACUGUUUAUAAAAUCAUUUAUUUUAAAAGCGUGGUCGUACAUUCAUUUAAAUUAUGAUUAUACACUUCUUAAGUUAUAACAUGAUAAAUUAAUAAUUUUUUUGAGAUUUUAAAAUUCCAAAACUAAAUUAAAACCAUAUUAUUUAGCAUUUUGUGGCUUUUUUCUAACUAUGUAUAAUUAUGUACAAAUAUCUACAACCUACAUACAAUUUAUAAUGUCAUCUAAAGGCAUGUUUGCUAACUCUUCGUCACUUUCCGUAUCCGAUGGAGAUAAAUAAAGGGUAAAGGAAUUAUUUGCGUCUUGUGAAGAAUUCUCUCCAAGAUCCGAGGAUGGUUCGUUAUCCCAAGACGAUGCAUAAAGAACCUCAUUAACCUGUAAUGACCCUAUCUUGUCAUCGCCAAAUAACUCUUGACAAACCUCGUUCUCCCUCUGACAAAGCUUAUUUCCUUGACAAACUUCGUUAUCACCUUGACCAACUUUGUUAUCUCCCUGAUCAUUCUCGUUAUCUCCCUGAUGAUCCUUUUUAUCCGAAGAUAACCCUGGACGAACUACAGGUGAACCUGGUUCAACCUUGGUUACUUUUGAUGGCGAUUCAACGCCAAAUGCACAUGCUCGUUUCCUUGGCGAUAAGGGUGGAGUCACUCCAUCUAAUAUACUUCGACUCAUAAUGACCCUUUCCUCAACCUCACGUACAAAUUCAUACAUGGCUGGUAUGAUAGCUUCGUUCCAGUAGGAUUCAUUAAACUCAAAUGGAGUUUCCCGAUUUUCACCAUGUAAUCGCUCGAGUAAAAUCCCUUUGCUUUUAUUGCACAAGUACAUAUAAGCUUGCAGUUGGAGAACAUCGUAAUCAGGGCACAUGAAUCGUCUGGUACGGUUCUUAACCUCGACUAUGGUGCUCUCGUCACGAGCAUCAACACGACCGACAAGGAGCCAGGAUAUGUCAUUAUAUGUCAAUAUCUUGCGAUACAACUUUGCUGGUUCUCUGCGCACAGCCUUUCCCGAGGCAACUGCAAAUUCUGUGACAGUUUUAGCUUCCAAAACAGUCCCUCUGUCGCGACGUAAUUUGUGGGCUAAAGCGUCUUGAGUCGGUUUGUCCACAGCCUUGCCCGUUUCCUUGACGAUAGUCUUACAAACCUACAAUUGCAAUAGUUCUGUUAAUAAUAAAAUACCAUCAAUGGUAAAU